Macaca mulatta (Rhesus monkey) is the source of this 1791-nucleotide messenger RNA. The record is from RefSeq and is a predicted model, not a curated record. Lineage: Eukaryota; Metazoa; Chordata; Mammalia; Primates; Cercopithecidae.
AUUGCAACUGUGUAGAUAAUUCAUUAAAGAUUGUUAUUAAGCCUAUGCUUUAGAUCUAUAGAAUUUUGAAGUAUGAAUUGUUGCUCUAAUUACAUAAUGCAUAUAGUAUUUAUACAUUUCUAAAUCUCUUUUUUGUUUAUUACUCUAUUGCUUUAUUUCUUAUUGCUACAGGACAUCUUAUGCUUCCUGAUAAUACCGAUGGAGAAUUGUACAGAAAUGACAAAGUUCAUACUUCUAGGACUAACUAAUGCCCCAGAACUACAGGUCCCCCUCUUUAUCUUGUUCACCUUCGUCUACCUCCUCACUCUGUGUGGGAACGUGGGAAUGAUGAUGCUGAUCCUGAUGGACUCUUAUCUCCACACCCCCAUGUACUUUUUCCUCAGUAACCUGUCUCUGGUGGAUUUUGGAUACUCCUUAACCGUCACUCCCAAGGUCAUGGCUGGGUUCCUUAGAGGAGACAAGGUCAUCUCCUACAAUGCAUGUGCUGUUCAGAUGUUCUUCUUUGUAGCCUUGGCCACUGUGGAAAAUUACUUGUUGGCCUCAAUGGCCUAUGACCGCUAUGCAGCAGUGUGCAAACCCCUACACUACACCACCACCAUGACGGCCAGUGUAUGUGCUCGUCUGGCCCUAGGCUCAUAUGUCUGUGGCUUCCUAAAUGCCUCAUUCCACAUUGGGGGCAUAUUCAGUCUCUCUUUCUGUAAGUCCAAUGAAGUCCAUCACUUUUUCUGUGAUGUUCCAGCAGUCAUGGCUCUGUCUUGCUCUGAUAAACACAUUAGUGAGGCAAUUCUGGUUUUUAUGUCAAGCUUUAAUAUCUUUUUUGCUCUUCUAGUUAUCUUUAUCUCCUACUUGUUCAUAUUCAUCACCAUCUUGAAGAGGCAUUCAGCUAAGGGACACCAAAAAGCAUUAUCCACCUGUGCCUCUCAUUUCACUGCAGUCUCCAUCUUCUAUGGGACAGUCAUCUUCAUGUACUUGCAGCCCAGCUCCAGCCACUCCAUGGACACAGACAAAAUGGCAUCCGUGUUCUACGCUAUGAUCAUCCCCAUGCUGAACCCUGUGGUCUACAGCCUGAGGAACAGAGAAGUCAAGAAUGCAUUCAAGAAAGUGUUGAGAAGGCAAAAAUUUCUAUAAGAUUGGAAUUUUAACACUGUGGUAUACACAAAAAUGUUUCACUCAUCUCAGACCUUCCUCACGCAAUGAGUUACACUUGAAACCCCACAAUACAUUUAAGUUCAUGAGGUGAUAUUCUUACCUCUUUAGAAGUCAAUUAUGUAAUAAAAAUAAAACGUUCUCAGAAAUGUAACACCUGAACGAGGAAGGCUAAAGGGAAAUGUUAGGAUUUUUGGAACUUGCUGGUCAAACCUUACUAAUGACAUUUGGUUCACUCACUUGUUCCACUUGCAUUUUCUCUACCACAUUCCAAUGCAAACAUACUUGUUAAACAGGGACACCAACAAGCCCACAAAAAUGUACAUGUUUAUGCCCUUGUGGGCACAUAGGCAUUAGAAGGAGAAAUUUACUCAGAAGUAAGUGGAGUGUGGCUAGUUUUUAUAUAAAGGACUUAAGUAAUUAAUUUAGUAUUAUAGUAUAAAUUUAUUUUUGAAUAGACUUUUUAAGAAUAGUUUUAUGUUCACAUUAAAAUGGAGAAGUAAGUACAGAGAUUUCCCAUAUACCUUCUGCCCCCACAUACGUAUACCCUCCCUCAUUGUCGAUAUCCUCCAACAGAGUGCUACAUUUUUUUACAGUUGAUGAACCUACAUUGACACAUCAUUAUCAUCCUAAGACCAUAGUUUA